Messenger RNA from Physcomitrium patens, 3494 nucleotides. NCBI's taxonomy places the organism in Eukaryota, Viridiplantae, Streptophyta, Bryopsida, Funariales, Funariaceae. The record is from RefSeq and is a predicted model, not a curated record.
AGGUUUCGGGUUUACGGGAAUCACUCCCAAGUGAAGUUGUUGCUCAGGAUCUGGCUAUGGCGGAAGAGCUCUCAACCGAAUCGAACGUCUUGAAAGAGGUGGAAGGAGGAUGUGCGUGGAGAAGCCUGCGUCAUCGAAUUGCGAGAUUUAGCGAUUCGUAAGCAUGAGAGCUGGACCUGGCAGUUCUCAGUCAAGUACAUGGAGAGUAUUACUGAUAUAGUCUGAGCCACGUCCUUCAUGUCGCGGAGCGGGCUGAGCAUUUGGAGGGUAUUAUCUGAAAACGAAUGUCACCUGUAGCAUUCAAUUUCCUUGAAUGUGAGUGUUUAGUCGGAAUCCAGCUACUGACAUGAACAGCGGCAAGUUGUAGUGGCACGAAUUACCCUCAUAGGCGACGUCUGAUCUGCACUUCUGCAAAUUACAUUUGACCUAUGUCUGUAACCAUGUGGACCCCGUGAUUACACUGCACACUGAGGAUUUAAGAUGGGAAAGCAACGAGCUUUGUCACGUGUGUUCUUUUCUUGGCACCGAGGACGAGAGCGAGAUUCUGCUCUUGUGUCAUCUUGCUUGAGCCGUUUCCUUGGAAGUUUCAAGUCCUGUGAAAGAGAAUUUUGGAGUGAGCGACUUCAUGCUCAAACUAGGCCUCCGAUCGCUUCAAAGAGGCCUUUCCUAAAAGAAGCUCAUGGCAUCAAGUGGAACGAUCCAUACCACUGGAUGUCGAGUCCCUCUGAGAAAGCACAUUUGACCGAGCAUGUUCGUCGGGAAAACCGGUAUGCAGACGUGAUAAUGGCUGAUACUUUACCCUUACAACACCGCCUGGUCCAGGAAAUGGAGGGCAGGAUAAGCGCAGAGCUUGUUACUCCUCCAGAGCGCUGGGGAAGCUGGUUGUAUUACAGCAAAGUUCCAGAAGGAGCAGAAUUUCCAGUUUAUUGCCGGCGGCGAGCAGAAGGAUGUGAUGUGAAGGGUUUUAUGAGCACGCAUGAGGAGAUUCUGCUUGACCAGAAUGCCAUAGCUAGGGAAUUCGGUUAUGCGCAUGUGGGGAUGUGCAAGUUGUCAGCAGACCACAAAUUGCUAGCCUAUACUGUGGAUAAGAAUGGUUGUGAGGAAUUCACUCUGUUUGUGAAGGAUUUGAGUUCCGGGCAGGUUCUGGCUCAGCACACUGUAGAAGGCGUUGUGAGCGUUGAAUGGGCGCAGAGCGAGCCAAGCCUAUUCUACACCGUUGCUGACAACUUAAUGCGACCUUUCAAGGUGUAUUGUCGCAGCUUGGACUCCUCUACUGGGAGCAAACUGGUACUGCAGGAAAACGAUGAUUCUAGGUUUGUGGAUGUCGCCAGAACGAAGGACUGGCGUUAUUUGACACUCAACGUUAAUUCUAAGACGUCAUCCGAGGUCCAUCUCGUGGAUGCAAGAAAUCCUGGAGGAAAAGUACGCAUUGUGGAGCCCCGCAGAUCAGAAGUCGAGUAUUUUGUGGAGCAUCAUGAUGGAUUCCUCUAUAUUCUUACUAAUUCAGGACUUUCCCCUAAUUACCGACUAGUAAGGUGUCCUGUUUCGACACCUGGCUCAGAUCAUUGGGAGGAAGUCAUUCGGGUGGAAGAGGAUAUGGCCAUUGUGGACAUGGAUGUAUUCCACAAACAUUUAGUGCUUUACCAGCGAAAAGCGGGCCUGCCUCGUGUACAAAUUUUGGAUCUGCCUCACAAUGAGACGUGUAACGAAAGAAGAGGAAGGGAGCUUUCCCUUCCACAGCAGGUUUGCAGUAUUCUCCCAGGUGUCAAUCAAGACUUCUUCUCACCAUCGAUCCGACUAACUAUAAACUCACCAUUGAUGCCAGAAGCAACCUUCGACUAUGACCUUCGUACUGGUGAAUCAACUUUUUUGCAGCAAAAUCAAUAUGUCCUGCAGCCCAAUACUCAAAACAGUCGAUCCCUUGUUGAACGCUCAGAAAGUAGACCACCAAAUACCAAUUGUGUGUGGCGAGAUCUUUCUUCUUUAUAUGUGUGCAAACAGGCUAUUGUAACUUCAUCAGAUGGAGUCCACGUUCCACUUACUAUAUUUCAUUCCAGAAAUGUCGUCAAGGAAGGAACUUCUCCAGCUCUGUUGCUCGGCUAUGGAGCUUAUGGCCAGAUUCUUGAGACGGAAUGGUGCAGUGACCGGUUGAGUCUUCUUGACCGUGGUUGGGUUCUUGCAUUUGCUCAUGUGAGGGGUGGUGGAGAACUCGGCAGAGAAUGGCAUCAUGCUGGAAGGCUGACAAAGAAGUGUAACUCUUUCCAAGACUUCAUAGCCUCUGCCAAUUAUCUUGUGGAGCAUGGUUACGCGCAUCCCAGUAAGUUGGCCGCGUGGGGAAUUAGCGCAGGAGGUCUCCUGGUUGCUGCCACUAUCAACAUGGUCCCUGAUCUAUUUUGUGCUGCCAUACUCGAGGUUCCUUUUGUGGAUGUUUGCAACACAAUGUUAGAUCCAACCUUGCCAUUGACAGUAGCGGACUAUGAUGAAUGGGGAAAUCCUGAGGAUCCUACCUACUUCAAUUAUAUUCGUGAAUACUCACCAUAUGACACACUAAAGGAGCGGACCGCCUAUCCAGCAUUGCUCGUUUUAGCCUCUCUGAAUGAUACUCGAGUGGGGUACUGGGAGGCGGCGAAGUUGGUUGCAAAGAUUCGAGAUUUGGCAAUUGUAGGCGAGGACAAGCCCGUAAUUUUGAAGACUAGCAUGAAUACAGGCCACUUCGGUGAGAAAGGCCGGUAUCAGCACUUGAUAUCGACAGCGCUUCAAUAUGCCUUCUUGAUGAAAAUGAUGGAUAAUUGAGGGCGUCAAUUGAUGUUUACCACGUGGCAUCUUUAUUGAUAUGAACCUCACGCAGAUGAGAAUUUAAAUGUGAAGGGAAUCCUAAUCAUCUGUCGACGACGUGAUAAUUGUCUACAACCUCGAUCAAGGGACUAAAGUCCGACGCAGCCACACGGGAUCGUGGGCCGAGUUAAAGUCUGCACACAACAACCUGACACUAGGUACCGGGAAGGGUCAUGGGGGGAUGAACUGUAGUACUUCUCAAGACCCACCUCACAUCAUGCGCAGAGAAGGAUAAGCGGUACGAGGAGAGCUCAAUCUUCGUCCGCCCUCAAAAGUUCCCUUUAAGUUUAGUAGGUCCUUCCUGCAAGCGGAGAUGAGUUCGCUUUUCCAUAAUGCAGGUGUCCUUGACGGUAGUUACAUGAUUGUCUCAAAAAACAGAAUUCUAAAGGACAACAUCCCAAUGAGACAACUAAAAAAGCGGGAGGAGGUCCUAUCUUGAAGUAUGAUUUGUUUUGUUUAGUUUCGUUUAUUGUGUUUUUUGCGUCAGUAGCGUCAAAUUUCAUUAGUACCCAAGCAUGCAUGGUUGUAUGGAUGGAGAGACUUAACCCGUGGAGCAGAGUACGAACAGUAGACCACAACUGUGGUCCAUAUAAAAUCUUAAAUAUAAAGGAAGUUGCUGCGAUGAAAUGAGAUGAGAGUUUUAUAUAUCUUCAAUUGGA